UGCCGACGGUCGACGCGCUGCUUGCAGGCUGGCUCUAGCUGGCUCUCUCGUUAGCAGGGUUAGCAGCCCCGAUAAAUACGGGCCUGAACGGCAUGGAGCAGCCGUCUCUCGGCUUCGUCGCGUCGCGACACCCGUGCAUUUGAAUCACACACGUCGGGCGUCGGGCGACGUCACUCGCGGAGCUCGGAGACCUCGGAGACCUCGGAGUGCCGCUCGCGCGAGUCGUUAUCUGUCGUUAGCGCGUCGAGUCCGAGCGGUGGUGACUGGUGAAACAGUGCGGUGGUUAAGCGGGUGCCCGUCGGCGAGCGGGACCUAAGGCUCGAUCCCGCAACGGCAAAAAUCAGGCGCGUGUGCGUGGUGGUGGUCCUUGUCUCGAGUCUCGAGAUCGUCGAACAACAUCUGUGAUUUCCUAGCGUCGGGAGGGUUACGCGGCCAGUCAGUCGCGGAAAAAGGAAACCCCGCGAGAGUUGUGUUCGGCUCGACCAAGAGAGACGUUUCUCCUCCAACGGCGUCUCGAUGAUAAUCGUCGGCAGGCACUCGCGCCCGGUCCGCCCGCUCGUCUACACGUGCUGCAGAGCAGCCGUCAGCCGUAUCGUGAGCCGACGAUAGAGAACGCCGGCCCACCGAUCUCUUCUCGUUAUCGUUACGUUACGUUAUCGAGCGCCGAACGGCGCGGCAUGAGCGCGUAGAUAAUCCCGGGCUCUAUCGUUUGUUUACGGCGUAUAUAAUCGUCGUGUUUACGGCGGUGUUUACUCAUCUCCCGUCGGAAUUCGGAAUUCCCAUGCGAUCGUCGCCUGAUCGAUCGCCGUGUGCGCGCGGAUAAGAAAUCAGCGAGAGAAAUCGGUAACACUUGACCGAUAAAGCGAGAAAAGAGAGAAAGACGGAUACAGAUAUAUUGGCGCGUGGAUAUCGCCGGAGCCGGGGCGGUCGUUUUUUUCUCACUUCAAGUUAAUACCUUCCGGGUCCGGACUCCGUUCAAAUGGUGGAACGCAAGCAUCAUCGGCGCACGAUGGAGGACAGCGUUCAAGGGGCCUCGAGCGCCGUCCUCGAGGAGAUUUUCUACGUGACGUCGAAGCGGAACACGUACUACAAGGUGAAGCUGACGGAGAAGGGCCUGAGUCUGCAGAAGGAGCACAACGGGGCGGCGAAGAUCGAGACGAUCGCCCUCGGCGACAUAAUCGGCUGCAGAUGCAUGCGGUCGAAGCGCAGGAACGCGGGCAGCUGCGCCUGCCGACCGGGCGCGUCCAAGUCGCAGAUGAAGCUGGUGGAGUCGGCCGAGCUCUACCAGCACUGCGACGAGCUCGACACGUCGGCUUACCUCUACAUAUACGCGUACACGCUCAAGAAGACGCGCAUGAAGGUCACGUUGAGGCGCGAGCGCACGACCAUCACCCUGCGCUUUCGCAGCUUCGACAAGUACGAGGACAACCUGCGCGAGGCGAGCAGGUGGCGGCUGGCGAUCAAGUGCCUGGUCGCCAACGUGCCGGUACCCAAGAACCUGAUGAGCCCCAGCCACGGAAACCUGGAGACCCUGGUCGGAGCGUGUCCGGGCGAAAAUCGGAAGCUCCUGGUGCUGUUGAACCCGAAAUCGGGACCCGGCAGGGGCAGGGAAACCUUCCAGAAGAGGAUCCAUCCAAUCCUGUCGGAAGCGGAGACAUCGUACGAGAUUCACAUUACCAAAUGUCCCAAUUACGCUCGCGAGUUCGUGCGCACGAGGGAUAUUUAUCAGUGGAGCGGCCUGCUGAUGGUCGGUGGCGACGGAAUCGUCUUCGAGGUGCUGAACGGACUUUUCCAAAGGCCCGAUUGGGAGAAGGCUCUGCGCGAAUUGUCGCUCGGGGUGAUACCAUGCGGCUCCGGCAACGGCUUAGCGAAGUCCAUCGCCUAUGCCAAGAAAGAGCCAUACGACCGCAAUCCUUUGCUUAUCAGCGCGCUAUCGGCGGUCAAAUGCAAAAGGACAUCGAUGGACAUCGUGCGUGUAGAAACAAGGAAUCAGAUCCUUUUCUCGUUUCUGUCGGUGGGUUGGGGUCUCCUCGCCGACAUUGACAUAGAAAGUGAACGACUACGCGCUAUCGGAGGCCAAAGAUUUACCGUAUGGAGCGUAGCGCGCCUAAUAGGAUUGAGAACGUAUAAAGGCAAAGUGUCGUAUUUACCUUGCAACAAGGUCCCUCCGACGGAAAAUAUGGAAAACGGCAAUAUAUAUCACAAGGAUUAUGUCGCGGAGAACAUACUGUCGCAUUCGAGAAGUUACGGCGACGAAUUGGACAGGUGUUGUGCCAAACCAGAAUCGGAACCAAAAGGCUUCUACAAUACUUUCGGUGAAUCAUCGCACGAUUUAAACGGUUGCGACGAUAACGACGUGAUAACUGAGAACCUGAAUCUCGAGACGGAAAACGAGAGGAGGCACAGACUUGAUAGUUUCUACUCCGCAACAUCGGCGAAGUCAACUUAUUUCAGCACAGGUUCGGUCUCGAGUUAUCACAGUAUGGAGGACAAUGAUAGCACAGAGAUUGGUGCAGAAAACAUCUGUAACAAUCAAGUUAUGUAUGGGCCGUCAUCUACACUUCCGGCAUUAACAACGCAACUCUCAAAUUGCUGGACAACAGUUCAAGGAGAAUUUAUAAUGGUACAUGCAGCUUAUCAAACGCAUUUGGGCCAGGAUUAUUUUUUUGCGCCACGUGCUACAUUAGAAGAUGGGAUUAUUUGGCUUUUAAUAGCUAAAGCCGGUAUCACACGGGCCAACUUAGUACAAUUUUUAUUAGGCCUGAGUAGCGGGACUCAUGUGACUUGUCCUGGCGUUGAUAUGAUACCUGUGAAGGCAUUCCGGAUAGAACCUAUGGAAGGAACGAGUGGACAUAUAACUGUAGACGGCGAAGAAGUUGAUUAUGGACCGCUGCAAGCCGAGAUAUUCUCUUCUCUAGCAUCGGUGAUGACACCCUGACAUAAAUGAUAAUCAUGUAUAUUCAACAUGGUGAUAUCAACAACAAAAUCAAAUAAUCUUCGGAUAUAAUCCUAUGAAGGAUUUGUUCUAGGUUAGCUUAGAGUAAAUUAGUUAGUAAUACCAAACUGUUAAUAUGUAUUAAUAUCUUAUGAAGGUAUUUCGGAUUGUAAACUUUAAAUUGACAAUCUAUGUAGGCUGUUUAAAUCUCAAUCUAUUAACUUGCGAUGCGCUCGCUCAAGAAGAAUUCUUUUCCCUCCUUAUAAUGAAGAGAUCGAUAGAUAAAUAUAUAUACAUAUAGAUAUUAUAUAUGUAUAUAAAUUAUUUAUUAAGCUAGAGCUGGACGGGUUAAAUCUGUUGCAUUUUAAUAGAUACAUUUAGCUAUUUUGUAAAGUUUUCUAUCAGUUUGUACAGUGUAUCUAUACAUGCAACAUAAUGAUAUUAUUUGUGCUCACUAUUGUAAACUAUAUAAUAUUACGCGUAAGAUACUAUAUUUUGUUACCAUGUUAAAUAAAUUAAUGAAUUGUGUUUUUUUACACAAAUAUUUUGCGAAUCAAUACUAACCAAAUGCAUCAGAAAAGUGUAAACUUUAUUAUCACAUUUUAAUACGUUUGCGUCUUACAUCUAACGCACAGUAAAAAUGAUACUGCAUUGUUUACGGUUUGAUAUGUAUGCUGCAUAAAUAAAAUAGUAUUUUAACGAUAAGUAACAUGCCGCAGCAAUCGGUUUGGUUACAUACGAGCUGUUUUAUUACUUUUAUUUCCAUGUAAAAAGAAUAACUCAUGACGGGAAAUAAUAAAUCGUACAAUCACAGAAAUUAAUUACGUACGAUACGUAUAUCAUUCUUGGAAUGCACAAAUAUUGAGAUUUAGUUCUCCCAAUUAAAUUUCCCCUUUAAUUAAAAUCAGUGUUUCUUUUUUCAUGCGCGAUGUUAUACUUAAUAAACGCAGUUGAGGUUUGAAAGCUGUUUUAUUAAACCAAGCUUUUUCCGUUCCCGGAUUUUUAUCAUCUUUCGUCACUUACAUAAUCCUAACUCGAUAUCAUGUACAGUUACAUUUAUAGUUUCGCCACAUUUUCUCGUGGUAGGAAAGUACUGCGAUAGUUUGAAAAGUUUGGGAAUCGUUUCACUAAAGUGUCUGUUAAAGAGAGCACCACAUAUACGAUACACGCGCAUCCAGGAGCCAGCGACGCUUCGUCAUCAAUUUGUGAGCCUGUUCCUGACCUCCUCAAUUCAUGAAUAAUCAAUUCUAAAUGCGAUAAAUCUCAAUGAGAACGGUGAACGCGAUAAAAACACGUAUACAUCUUCUUCGGACGCAGUCAAAUCAAUCUCCAAACGCGUCGUAAUUCAUUGAAUUGAUUAAAUUUCGUGCUCAUUGUUUACGUUAUAAAACAAUAAAUGAUAAGAUCGAUCGCUCACUCCGUUGCCGCAUUUCAGAAACGCGACUCAUACAACGCUCCGUGACACGUGCAAUGUUGGGGGAUUUGCCUCGGUAUUAAUAUUCAUAAGGAGAUAUUUUUGGGUAACGGAAGGCAAGAGGUUGCCGUUUGUGUUAGGUCUACACGUAUCGUUUAUUAUUCUCUCUUUACAACAGCGAGUUCGUGAUCGUCGAUCGUCGUCGAUCGACCUCGUCUCCUUUUUCCCCUCUCGCUUUAAACCUCCCUUUUGUACGUGGGUCUCCGUAUGAGCGUCACUCGAGUCGAUGACGAUGAAAAACGGAUGAAGUAUGAGAAAUGAUAAGGAGCGAGGGAGUUUAUGGAUCAGUCUCUUUACACAAGCUGAGUAAAACAACAAUGAACACGGAGAGCACGGUUCCCCAACAGGCGAGCGCCGGUCGCCGGUCGUGCCGUGCGAUAAAAAUUGGACACGCAAAUCCCGCGAUUUGGCGCGGCGACGACGGCACGGCGCGUCGCGUCGUGAGAGCUGUCGACGACGACAGCUCGAAAAAGACAAAAAAAAAA
Temnothorax curvispinosus is the source of this 4894-nucleotide messenger RNA. It is a transcript of the gene Sk2, whose product is annotated as sphingosine kinase 2-like. Gene Ontology annotation, biological process: sphingosine biosynthetic process. NCBI's taxonomy places the organism in Eukaryota, Metazoa, Arthropoda, Insecta, Hymenoptera, Formicidae. The transcript has 7 exons. Gene Ontology annotation, cellular component: intracellular membrane-bounded organelle; membrane; cytoplasm. The coding region runs from base 980 to 2938 and encodes 652 amino acids. The record is from RefSeq and is a predicted model, not a curated record.